CUUCACAAUCCCUCUGUUUUAUGAUAUUUUCCAACGUUAAAGGGAAGGAAUCAAGUAAUUUUUUGUGCGUGAUUAGAAAUCCUGGACACAUGGCUCGUAGGAAGAGAAGUAUAGGUUCCGUGGAAAAAGAGCUUGUGCAACCAGCUCUGAAUCAUAGGCAAACCAGGGAAUCGACACGACGUAAAAAAUCUUUCCAGACGGCUCGUUUCUCUAACUAUGUGUUCAAAGUACUGAAGCAAGUGCAUCCACAGUUGUCGAUGACGAAUAAAGCAAUGAAAGUAAUGGAUGAUUUCAUGCACGACAUAUACUCGCGACUGGUGGCUGAAGCGGCAGGAUUGGUGAAAUUAACAAGAAGAUCAACCCUUUCGGCGUCCGAAUUUCAAACAGCCACAAGGCUAAUUCUGCCUGGGGAAUUAGCUAAACACGCCAUCAGCGAAGCGUCAAAAGCUGUAGCCAAUUUUCUAACGUCGAGGGAUGACGAUGCCAAGAGAUCCCACGCUCGCCGAGUCAUUAAUAAUCCACCGUCCACCACUUCAGCCGGUGCGAGCAAUCAAGAGCCUGUAGAAAUUGAAAUUUUUGGGACCGGGCGGCGCCCACCUGUGAGUGUCGAUACCGAAUCGAUUGAAGAAGAUGAGUUUGUGAAGCAAAUUAACCCCACCCGAAAAUUUUACCCAGUGUAUCCAUCAAAGGAUAAUCAGAUAGAGCAGAUGAAAAUAAUUCAAAAUGCAAGCAAGAACAUUCCAGAUAGCUCAACCGCUUUACAUCCCAUCGACGAGGAACGUGAAAUGUCUGAAGAAAACAUAACAGAUGAAGAAAAUGGCUCGACAGUGCUAGGUGAACCAGGUCCUCCGACACCUCCCACAGAAGUCGAAUCGGACACAUCAAUUACUACCACCGAGACACCUCCAGUGGAUGUCGAGUCGGACGCAUCGACCACCACAUCCAAAACACCUCCCAUCGCGUUAGAAUCAGACGCGUCGACGACCAAACCAGAUAUAUUUGACAAAAGUGAGAUCGGUGAUGCUAAUGAGCCGAAACACCCUGACGAUGAGGCGAAUAAGAAACGGGACAAAGAAGCGGAUACCUUAGAAAUGGACGCUCAGUCUGUCGAUAGUGAAGAAGCCGAAUUGUUGGUAGUUGUAAAUGUCAAAGGAAAGGUUUGUCGAAAUCCCACCCAUGUAUUACCUGGUUCGACUAUCACAGCGCAAAUGACAUCCAGCUCGGACACCAUGCAUUCAAUCGUAGAUACAGAGAGUCAGCGUGUUUCGGUAUCCGUAGAUACCGGGCGACCACCCCAUGUGGAAAAUGAGGCUGUGGUGUCUGGUACUAGUAGUUCUACAAAUUCAGACGCAGCUGAAGCACAACCUCAACUUACUGUUCGAUGUUCUACGGUUACUAGCACAAAAACUACGUUAAUUCACGAACGUAAAGAAAAAGUCAGUGAAUGGUUUACUGGAUAGAAGAAUAAAUGAAGACCCAGCCUACUAAGUUCUUUACAUAAUUUUGUUCAUAAUAGGGUAAUGUAGACCCAAGUAACUGUUAUGCUUUUUUUCCCCUCUCCAAACUGUUUUACAAAUUUUUAAAAUUAUCUUCAAAAGUGUUGCAAUCAGAAAUCUUGAGAUUUGGUAGAAAAAGUCACGAACGUUUUUCGUUUGUUUGAUGGGCAAAUAUCUGAUAAUUGUGCAGAAUUGACGGAUUGAAGUUAUUUUGUCCUAAUAGUUCGUCAUAGGACUGUUGAAUAGAAGGAAUAAGUCACCUAUCAAUUUGAGCUC
Molecule: messenger RNA, 1772 nt
Organism: Daphnia carinata
Lineage: Eukaryota; Metazoa; Arthropoda; Branchiopoda; Diplostraca; Daphniidae
Exons: 8
Coding region: 21-1460 (479 amino acids)
Biological process (GO): nucleosome assembly
Cellular component (GO): nucleosome
Molecular function (GO): structural constituent of chromatin; protein heterodimerization activity; DNA binding
Source: RefSeq, a predicted model, not a curated record